GUCUCCGCCUGCUGCUGAUCCAGGUGUGACCACCCAUAGGCGCCGAGAUGGCUGGGGCCUCUGUGAAGGUGGCGGUGCGUGUCCGCCCCUUCAACUCCCGGGAGAUGAGUCGAGAGUCCAAGUGCAUCAUCCAGAUGACCGGGAGCACAACCACCAUCGUCAACCCCAAACAGCCCAAGGAGACGCCCAAGAGCUUCAGCUUUGACUAUUCCUACUGGUCACACACCUCGCCCGCGGACCCCCAGUACGCGUCCCAAAGGCAGGUGUACCGGGACAUCGGGGAGGAGAUGCUUCAACACGCCUUCGAGGGCUACAACGUCUGCAUAUUCGCCUACGGCCAGACAGGAGCCGGCAAGUCCUACACCAUGAUGGGGCGCCAGGAGAAGGAACAGCAGGGCAUCAUCCCACAGCUCUGUGAAGACCUUUUCUCCCGCAUCAAUGACACCACGAAUGACAACAUGGCCUACUCAGUGGAGGUCAGCUACAUGGAGAUUUACUGUGAGCGUGUCCGGGACCUCUUGAACCCCAAGAACAAGGGAAACCUGCGUGUGCGGGAGCACCCCCUGCUGGGCCCAUACGUGGAAGACCUGUCCAAGUUGGCCGUCACCUCCUACAAUGACAUCCAGGACCUCAUGGACUCUGGAAACAAAGCCAGGACCGUGGCAGCCACCAACAUGAACGAGACCAGCAGCCGCUCCCAUGCCGUCUUCAACAUCAUCUUCACCCAGAGGCGCCACGAUGCAGAGACUGAUGUGACCACAGAGAAGGUGAGCAAGAUCAGCUUGGUGGACCUGGCAGGCAGUGAGCGGGCAGACUCCACUGGGGCCAAAGGCACUCGUCUCAAGGAGGGUGCCAACAUCAACAAGUCCCUGACCACCCUGGGGAAGGUCAUCUCUGCGCUGGCUGAGAUGGACUCUGGGCCCAACAAGAACAAGAAGAAGAAGAAGACGGAUUUCAUCCCAUACCGAGACUCUGUGCUCACCUGGCUGCUGCGGGAGAACCUGGGAGGGAACUCCAGGACAGCCAUGGUGGCUGCCCUCAGCCCUGCAGACAUCAACUAUGAUGAGACCCUCAGCACCCUGCGGUAUGCUGACCGGGCCAAGCAGAUCCGCUGUAACGCUGUCAUCAAUGAAGACCCCAACAACAAACUCAUCCGUGAACUGAAGGACGAGGUCACCCGGCUGCGGGACCUGCUCUACGCCCAAGGUCUGGGUGACAUCACUGAGACCAACACUCUGCCCGGAGGACCCAAAUUGACCAAUGCGCUGGUGGGCAUGAGCCCAUCGUCCUCGCUCUCAGCCCUCUCGAGCCGGGCAGCCUCCGUGUCCAGCCUGCACGAACGCCUCCUGUUUGCCCCUGGUAGUGAGGAAGCCAUCGAGAGGCUGAAGGAGACAGAAAAGAUCAUUGCUGAACUCAAUGAAACCUGGGAGGAGAAACUGAGGCGUACAGAGGCCAUCAGGAUGGAGAGGGAAGCACUGCUGGCUGAGAUGGGCGUGGCCAUGAGGGAGGAUGGUGGCACGCUGGGGGUGUUCUCGCCCAAAAAGACACCGCAUUUGGUCAACCUGAAUGAAGACCCGCUGAUGUCCGAGUGCCUCCUGUACUACAUCAAGGAUGGCGUCACCAGGGUGGGUCGUGAGGACGGGGAGCGGCGGCAAGACAUCGUGCUGAGUGGACACUUCAUCAAGGAGGAGCACUGUGUGUUCCGAAGCCACGCGCUUGGGGACAGCGAAGCUGUGGUGACCCUGGAGCCCUGCGAGGGAGCUGACACUUACGUCAAUGGCAAGAAAGUCACUGAGCCCAGCGUCCUGCGGUCAGGAAACCGCAUCAUCAUGGGGAAGAGCCACGUGUUCCGGUUCAAUCAUCCUGAGCAGGCGCGGCAGGAGAGGGAGCGAACGCCCUGUGCGGAGACGCCAGCCGAGCCUGUGGACUGGGCGUUCGCACAGCGUGAGCUGCUGGAGAAGCAGGGGAUCGACAUGAAGCAGGAGAUGGAGCAGCGGCUACAGGAGCUGGAGGACCAGUAUCGCCGAGAGCGGGAAGAGGCCACAUACCUGCUGGAGCAGCAGAGGCUGGACUAUGAGAGCAAGCUGGAGGCUCUGCAGAAGCAGGUAGACUCCCGCUACUACCCAGAGAACAAUGAGGAGGAGGAGGAACCUGAGGACGAAGUGCAGUGGACAGAGCGAGAGUGCGAGCUGGCGCUGUGGGCCUUCCGCAAGUGGAAGUGGUACCAGUUCACGUCUCUGCGAGAUCUGCUUUGGGGCAAUGCCGUCUUCCUCAAGGAAGCCAAUGCUAUCAGCGUGGAGCUGAAGAAGAAGGUGCAGUUCCAGUUCAUCCUCCUCACAGACACCCUCUACUCCCCACUGCCCCCUGACCUUCUGCCUCCCGAGGCCGCCAAGGAGCGGGAGACGCGGCCCUUCCCCCGCACCAUCGUGGCUGUGGAGGUGCAGGAUCAGAAGAAUGGGGCCACCCACUACUGGACGCUGGAGAAGCUCAGGCAGCGCCUGGACCUGAUGCGUGAGAUGUAUGACCGGGCGGCCGAGGUCCCUUCCAGUGUCACCGAGGACUGUGACAAUGUCAUGACGGGCGGGGAUCCUUUCUAUGACCGUUUCCCCUGGUUCCGACUGGUGGGCAGUUCUGUGGCCACGGGCUGUGCCACCCACCCUCUCCUGGACGCGUGCAUGAGCAAGCGCAUGGCUCCCACCCCCUCCCCCGCCUUCUCCAGCCCCGACUCCGACGCCACUGAGCCUGCCCUUGAGGAGCAGAGCAUGGGGGAGAAGGAGGAGGAGGAGGAGGAGGAGGAGGAGGAGGAGGAGGAGGAGAACCUGGAGGAUGACGUCUUCCAGGAGCACACGCUGUGUGGUGGCCGAGACCCAUUUUACGACCGGUCGCCCCUGUUCUGUUUAGUAGGAAGGGCCUUUGUGUACCUGAGCAACUUGCUGUACCCGGUGCCCCUGGUGCAUCGCGUGGCCAUUGUCAGCGAGAAGGGAGAGGUGAAGGGCUUCCUGCGCGUGGCCGUGCAGGCCAUCUCAGCCGAUGAAGAGGCCCCGGAUUAUGGCUCUGGGGUCCGCCAGUCAGGGACAGCCAGGAUCUCCUUUGAUGACCAGCACUUUGAAAAGUUCCAGUCUGAGUCAUGCCCCGUGGGAGGCCUGUCCCGGUCGGGGACAUCCCAGGAGGAACUGCGCAUCGUGGAGGGCCAAGGCGGGGGCACGGAUGCAGGGCCCUCCGCUGACGAGGUCAACAACAACAUGUGUUCUGCCAUGUCCCCAGAGGGUGUCCUCCCGGAUGGCCCUGAGAAGGCAGAUGGGCUGGGGGAUGGGACGCUAGAGCACCUACGUCUGGGCAGUGUCUUUACCUUCCGCGUGACGGUGCUGCAGGCUGCCAGCAUCUCUGCCGAAUACGCCGACAUCUUCUGCCAGUUCAACUUCAUUCACCGUCAUGACGAGGCCUUCUCCACAGAGCCCCUGAAGAACACGGGGAGGGGACCCCCACUGGGCUUCUACCAUGUGCAGAAUAUUGCAGUGGAGGUAACACGCUCCUUUGUGGAGUACGUGCGCAGCCAGCCCGUGGUGUUUGAGGUGUUUGGCCACUACCAGCAGCACCCGUUCCCACCACUCUGCAAGGAUGCACUUAGCCCCUUGAGGCCUUCUCGCCGCCACUUCCCAAGGGUCAUGCCGCUGUCCAAGCCAGUGCCCGCCACCAAACUCAGCACCAUGGCACGACCCAGCCCCGGACCUUGUCACUGCAAAUAUGACCUCCUGGUCUACUUCGAGAUCUGUGAGCUGGAAGCCAACGGAGACUACAUUCCUGCUGUGGUGGACCACCGAGGCGGCAUGCCCUGCAUGGGCACCUUCCUGCUGCACCAGGGUAUCCAGAGACGUAUCACAGUGACACUGCUGCACGAAAGUGGUAGCCACAUCCGCUGGAAGGAGGUCCGAGAGCUGGUCGUAGGCCGCAUCCGGAACACUCCGGAGACGGACGAGGCUGUCAUGGAUCCCAACAUUUUGUCUCUCAGCGUCCUUUCCUCUGGCUAUGUGCACCCAGCCCAGGAUGACCGGACAUUUUACCAGUUUGAGGCUGCGUGGGACAGCUCCAUGCACAACUCACUGCUACUGAACCGUGUCACACCAUAUCGCGAGAAGAUCUACAUGACGCUUUCGGCCUACAUUGAGAUGGAGAACUGCACGCAGCCUGCGGUCAUCACCAAGGACUUCUGCAUGGUCUUCUACUCUCGAGAUGCCAAGCUGCCCGCCUCGCGUUCCAUCCGCAACCUCUUUGGCAGCGGAAGCCUGCGGGCCUCGGAGAGCAACCGUGUAACGGGAGUGUAUGAGCUGAGCCUGUGCCAUGUGGCCGACGCGGGCAGCCCAGGCAUGCAAAGGCGGCGCAGACGGGUUCUGGACACAUCAGUAGCCUAUGUGCGGGGCGAGGAGAACCUGGCAGGCUGGAGGCCGCGCAGCGACAGCCUCAUCCUGGAUCACCAGUGGGAGCUGGAGAAGCUGAGCCUGCUGCAGGAGGUGGAGAAGACUCGCCACUACCUGCUGCUGCGGGAGAAGCUGGAGGCGGCACAGCGGCCAGGCCCCGAGGCCCUGUUCCCAAGCGAGGACACCGAUUCCCGCAGCUCGUCCAGUGCGUCCUCGCCGCUCUCGGCUGAUGGGCGCUCCCCACCUGAUGAGGCCCCCAGCGAGAGGCAGCGGGAGCUGGCCGUCAAGUGCUUGAGGCUCCUCACACAUACGUUCAACAGAGAAUAUUCCCACGGCCACGUUUGCAUCAGCGCCAGCGAGAGCAAGUUGUCCGAAAUGUCUGUCACGCUGCUGCGGGACCCAUCCAUGUCCCCUCUAGGGGCAGCCACGCUCACACCCUCCUCCACCUGCCCGUCUUUGGUUGAAGGGCGGUACGGAGCGGCUGACGUGACGACACCUCAGCCCUGCUCGAGGCCUGCCAGCCCAGAGCCUGAGCUGCUGCCAGAUGUGGACCCCAAGAAACCCCUGUCCCCAGGGCGCACCGAGGCAGACAAGGAGCCUCGGCGCCUGCUGGUCCCUGACAUUCAGGAGAUCCGGGUCAGCCCCAUUGUAUCCAAGAAGGGCUUCCUGCAGUUCCUGGAGCCACACACGGCCGGCUGGGCCAAGCGCUUCGUGGUGGUGCGACGGCCCUAUGCAUACCUGUACAACAGUGAGCGAGAUUCCGUGGAGCGCUUUGUGCUCAACCUGUCCACGGCGCAGGUGGAGUACAGCGAGGACCAGCAGGCUAUGCUCAAGACCCCCAACACGUUCGCUGUGUGCACGGAGCACCGUGGCAUCCUGCUGCGGGCAGCCAGCGACAAGGACAUGCACGACUGGCUGUACGCCUUCAACCCGCUGCUGGCCGGCACCAUUCGGUCCAAGCUAUCAAGACGGAGGUCGGCGCAGAUGCGUGUAUGAGUUCAAGACCCCACCAUCCCACGGCCGCUCCCCUGCCCGUCCCCACCACCUCUGGCCCUCCGUGUCCCUGCCACCGCCCUCGGGGACGUGAUCACAUGACCUUCUCACCAUCAAGGCCACGUGCCGCCUGCAUGGGGACCUGCCAGGUCCUCUCUGAUGAGCUGGUGUCUA
Molecule: messenger RNA, 5582 nt
Organism: Suncus etruscus (white-toothed pygmy shrew)
Lineage: Eukaryota; Metazoa; Chordata; Mammalia; Eulipotyphla; Soricidae
Gene: KIF1A
Product: kinesin family member 1A
Exons: 48
Coding region: 48-5411 (1787 amino acids)
Biological process (GO): microtubule-based movement
Molecular function (GO): ATP binding; microtubule binding; microtubule motor activity
Source: RefSeq, a predicted model, not a curated record